GGUGAGCGCUGAACUUCAGUAUGAACCAAAUGAUGGGCAUCUUGGUCCAAUAGAUUUAUAGCUGUUCUGGUCCAGCGCGACGGUCGAGUAGAAUCUUUCGAGCAAUGAUGGUGGAGCAGGAUUGCCUCCUGCUUUUGUAAUUUGUCAUGCAGGAGUAGCUAGUGUGCAUCCCGUCGACUACACAGGUGACACCAUACAUUGCACGCCUCGGAACCAUGUCAACGUAGGGGCUGAAAGCCUCGGAAUCCAAACCAGGUUUAUCUUGCAGACUCUGCCCAAAUGUUGGUAACUACUUACACUGCACAUUUCUUCCACCGGCGUUACAUUGAUUGAAAAUAAAUAAUCCGAGCCGUCACCAACACUACUAGCUCCGAGUAACCGACAUAUGUAUCCCAGGUCACGCAAAAGGCAUACAUCGUAGGGCUUUCCUUCUUUCCUUCCAAAACACACGUUUGCUACAUCCUCUUGCCCAUAUCUGCUUACCAUCGCUAUGGCUUUCGCUGGUCGAUUGCAGUUGAUGUUAACAUUUUGGCUUCUUAUUUUUCUUGCCAGACUUGUAUCAGCUACCUGCACUGUCCCCCCAAUACCUGUACGCAUUGGAAAUGUGACGUUGUCCACUGGAGAGACAGCCCGGGGUUUAGAUUUAUCCGUUGGAAACCCAGAACAACAUUUCGCUUUCUUACCCCAAUGGUGAGCUUGUAUUUCCUCAGACCAUGGACUUUCACUUACUGUAUCUAGGCCGCUAAAUAAUUCCUUCAUUUACGGAUCCGAUGGAUUCUGUGGUUCUAGCUGGUCCAGCGCGGCCUGUACGACAUUUCGUGGUGGUUCAUAUGAUGAAUUUGCAUCCAAAAGCCGUGGAGUACCAGCUGAUAAUUCAUACCCCUCCGAUGCAUCCCUCUAUCCAGCGCUUACUAUGGUAUCUGACAACAUUACACUGAGUUCAAAUGUGAGCAUUUUGAAUUUCCCAAUCGGCAUUCCGAAAGCGGAUUGGGGAGAACAAGGCUAUUACCCGCAGAUGGCCAUUGGACUAGGCGCAAAUUCUACAAUUUUGAACACGCUCUACUCAUCAGGCCAGAUCGCAUCUCGGACGUGGUCCAUGUUUUGGGGUCGUACAGGAGCGACGGCAGCGACUCAGCUAGAUGGAGGUUUCGUCUUUGGGGGUUAUGAUCGUGCCAAGGUUGUUGGGGCGAAUUACACUCGCAGUCUCACAUACUCAAGGCCAUCUUGUUUCUCUGGAAUGCUGGUCACAAUCACGAACAUGGUACUCAACUUUCCAAACGGAACGGAUGCCAGUAUAUUUGGUGGAAUUGAAUCCGACGCCAUCCAAGCAUGCAUUGAGCCAAGCUACCCGGUCUUAUUAACGGUUCCAACCGAUCCUUAUUUCAAUAACUUCGAGGAACUCACCCAACAAUCGAUAAACAACAGAUCGUUUGGGACAUACUACUAUGGCAUGAUAUAUGGCGGGGGACCUCACGACUCAACACCGUGCGUAUAUCAUAAGAAACAGACUUCUUGCAAAUGCUAACAAUUUUUCAGAUAUGCCGGUGAUUUGACCAUUGAAUUAGACUCUGGAAUUUCCGUCCGCAUACCGAAUGAUCAACUUGUGGUACCUAACCUUACAAUCGAUCAUACAUCAGGCGCUAUGAUUGCGAAUGCAUCAGAACCUGAGCUUGUCCUGAAUGCAAUUCAAGCUGUGAAUGCCAACGAUCUUCCGCAACUGGGGCGACAAUUCCUUACAGCCGCAUACCUGAUGCUGAACCAAGAUGCAGGCACAUUCACACUUUGGGAAGCCAAUCCUACUGAGAAUGAAGAUCUGGUGGCUGUUGAUGACAUGAAUACUCCUAUAGAUGAUUUUUGCUCUUCACCUUCUACACCAAAUAAUAACAGCGCCAACGGUAGUUUGGGAAACUCGAGCAUUCCUUCGACCACAAAAAGUACUUCAACUCCAGCCACGACAAUGAUAUCGACAGGGAUUAUUGUGGGUAUUGCGGUUGGAGCUUUCGUAGUGAUUGCAAUUGUUGCGGGAAUCAUUAUAUGGUGUGUCACGCAGAGGAGGAGGAAAAAUAACAUCAUUGCUGCUGCUGCCACCGCCGAGAAUGUGUCGGAGAAACAUCCUCCGGGAUAUCCAGGCUACCAGGACCAGAUUCAAUUUCCCCACUACAUCCCACAAGAACUGCAUGCAAAAGCAGUGCCCAUCAUCACACAGCAUGAAUUGCAUGCUAGGACAGCUCACCCCAGCGAACUGCAGGAAUUGCCAUAAACUUCAAAUGUGCCGGCUUCAACCUUAGACUCCAUAAAAUUUCAUGUAUAUAUCAUUUACACUUAAUUCCUAAUUGCAUAGUUUGUUAAGAUUAGAAUAGCUGUCAUGGCAGGAUUAUAGUACCAAGGCGAGAGAGCAGGAAGGAGGUCCUUCACGACCAGUUAAGAAGACCAAACUAUCAUGUACUUAGUAAUAAAUUUAGAGCAACCUUCAUGCGUGCCCAAUUAUAGAAUCAAGAAAAUUCAAGGCUACUCGAACAGAUCAUUACCUGCCACUCCGACAGGAAGAUGCAAAC
Sclerotinia trifoliorum is the source of this 2555-nucleotide messenger RNA. NCBI's taxonomy places the organism in Eukaryota, Fungi, Ascomycota, Leotiomycetes, Helotiales, Sclerotiniaceae. The record is from the annotation of a GenBank genome assembly.